CAAUUCAGUCACCAGCACAGCUUUCCAUCCGCCAUUAUGUCGGCCAAACCUUUGUCGGGUACGAUUAUUUAAUGAUUUGAAUGAAGAAUUAAUCUGUAUGCAUUUGCUGAGUCCUAAACUAGAAACCUUCAUUGGGCCACCGAUGAAGAUUUCCUGAGAGAGGCCUUUCUCAGUAUGGCCAAGUCUCUGACUGUGUACGUUGAGCUUCCUCUACAUUGGAUAACGGAUGCUGAUAUCAAGCAGAGUGUAAUGGGGGACCGAAAGACUGGUCGGAACCGCGGAUUCGGAUUUGUCACGUUCACCGAUUUGACGGAAGCCGCACAAACGAUUCAGGACAUGGAUGAGCGGGAGUAACUCUUCUCUACGUUGAAAUACAUCACUUUGGUCAACGGUUCUGACUAUAUUGUGUGUUGAUUCAAGAUGGAUGGAAAGCGGAUUACGGUCAAACAUGCCAAUGACGGUCCUAGUGGUGGUGGCGGCUGCUGAAACCCUUCGACGUUCCGUAUUGUGCAACUUGUCCGAGAUAAGAGCUUCUACGUAGGCUAUGAUUUGUGGUACUCAAAAGUGACAAACGUGUGUGCUUAGUGAGGUUGGCCACUACAUCU
Molecule: messenger RNA, 605 nt
Organism: Parathielavia appendiculata
Lineage: Eukaryota; Fungi; Ascomycota; Sordariomycetes; Sordariales; Chaetomiaceae
Exons: 1
Coding region: 175-354 (59 amino acids)
Molecular function (GO): RNA binding
Source: RefSeq, a predicted model, not a curated record